CACCCCUCCACGCACACAAAGCGACAACAAACAAACCAACCAUCAUGUUGGCGGAUGUGCCGCCUGGGUUCGCGGGUGCUGUCACCCACUUGUGCGGCCUGGAACAAGAGACGAUUGCCAUCUUGGCGCACGAAUCCAUCAACCACUUGACACACGAAGUCGAGUCUCCCCUGGACUUCAAUGCACUGACACAGAAAGCGAACGGAGUUGAAUCUGUCGCUCAAGACAUUGAUCGAAUCACGGCUGUCGUUCGUGCCCUCGUUCUCAUCUACAAGGAGGCAGCCAUUGCCCGCGUUGAGAUUGACAACUUUGGGCCAGCUCUCCGUGCUGUCUCUGGAACUUCGUGGACAUCAGCGGCGAUCAAAGCCCUGAAGGCGGUGUGGAAGGAGCGUGCGGCCGAGGCAGCAAAGGCGCUCUCUGUCACAAACGCUCUCUCCAUAGGCAAGGUGGUUGACGUGGACUGGAAGCUCGCAGUCACCACGAGCUCAAGGGCAUCAGAGGCGAUUUCGCGCGUGUACGCGACGUUGCAGUUGACCAUCGCCCGCCCGUCUGGCGACAGACAGCUUGUCUGCUUCGACGUCUCCCCAGCGCAACUCAAGGACACGAUCAAAGCCGUCGGGGACAUUUCAGCAGCCAUGGACACCGCAGUCUGACCCAAGGCUGCUCGCACACACCGCACAAUCAAGUGAAAUCGAGCCGUCAUUCUUCAUUCUUCUUUUUUUUCUUCUUGCUUCUUUGAUCUCACCCGUUACUCCACACACACCAAAGCACUGCCAUCAGUCCACGGUGUGCAUGUGUGUGAUGGCCACAGCAUCACCAAGCAAGUGUGCCCUAGCUCGUUUCUGCGCUUCAUGAGUAUCUCAUUGCCUCCGUUGCAAACAGCCCCCCCCCCUAAUGGCACCCUUUGUCCAGGUGGUCAUGGUCGACCGCCGCAUGAAACGAAUGCGUUUACUUGGCCACAGUCGUGUCACCAGCAACGUACCAGUGA
Salpingoeca rosetta is the source of this 988-nucleotide messenger RNA. RefSeq lists its product as uncharacterized. Lineage: Eukaryota; Choanoflagellata; Craspedida; Salpingoecidae. The record is from RefSeq and is a predicted model, not a curated record. The transcript has 6 exons. The coding region runs from base 45 to 653 and encodes 202 amino acids.